AUGGUGGCACACGACUGCCCCUCAGAUCCACCGACACCGCCCUCAGUGGAAAACUGCUCAGGGGGUGGGCGGAGCAGACAUUCGGUGGAGGCCAGACUCAAUGCAAAUCGCAAGAAAAGUAUAAAGAAAGGUUGUAAUGCAAACCGGGACGGUGGUCUCCAGAGCCUCUCUGCUAAGGAGAGGGACAGGAGGCUGGUCCAGGCGGCUGAGCAGCGGGCAGUGGGGGAGCUGAGGGCGCUGAUCGCCGCAGGGGCCGACGUGGGGGUGAGGGGCGAGUGGGGGCGGACCGCCCUGCACUGUGCAGCACAGAGGGGAGACGUCGAGGUGGCGAGGCUGCUGGUGGGGGCGGGGGCGGAGGUGGACGCCAGGACUGACUUGGGGUGGACGCCGCUGCAUCUUGCGGCACUCAAUGGCCGCGCAGAAGUGGCGGCUGCGCUGCUCGCCGCGGGUGCCGACAGGAGGGCCACAACUGAUGUUGGUGGGUGGACAGCGCUGGACAUCGCCAGGCUGCACAACCACAGGCGGCUGGUGGAGAUGCUGUCAUGA
Molecule: messenger RNA, 546 nt
Organism: Schistocerca cancellata (South American locust)
Lineage: Eukaryota; Metazoa; Arthropoda; Insecta; Orthoptera; Acrididae
Product: ankyrin repeat domain-containing protein 65-like
Exons: 2
Coding region: 1-546 (181 amino acids)
Molecular function (GO): protein binding
Source: RefSeq, a predicted model, not a curated record